Dreissena polymorpha is the source of this 1056-nucleotide messenger RNA. RefSeq lists its product as uncharacterized. Bases 312 to 887 code for a protein of 191 amino acids. The record is from RefSeq and is a predicted model, not a curated record. NCBI's taxonomy places the organism in Eukaryota, Metazoa, Mollusca, Bivalvia, Myida, Dreissenidae. The transcript is spliced from 7 exons.
CAAACAAGACGUUUAGAGGAGCAUCUAGAGUGCGGGAUAUGCCUGGAUCGGUACACCAAUCCGCGCAUGUUGCCUUGCCAACACACGUACUGCGCUGAAUGUUUGUCAGGUUUACCGAAAGAUGCUAGAAACCAGGUUUCCUGUCCAAACUGCCGACGUCAACACGUUGUCCCAACGGGUUUCCGCCAAACUUUGCCCUACAGGGAAUACUAGAAGCUACGUCUCCUCCAAACGUCCCACUCUCUCCACAACCGCCCUCUACUUCAGUUGUUCAAUUGAGACCCCAGCCUUCCGCACCACCAGUGUCGGAUAUGAUAAAUACGCGUCAAAUUCCCACGGUGCCUAGUUCUCCCGGGAGGAUUGCGACUGCCAGAGAAUACAGAGACAAAUUUCGACAGACUGUUAAAAAUGUUCUACGCAGAUUUGUAAGGGACCACUACGAACGCAACAAAGGCAUUAUAUGUGGUAUUUUCCUUCUGAUAACAGUUGCCCGUUUUGUCGCAGGUGCCACUAAACUUGGAUCUGACUGUGAAAAAGAACGGAACGUCGGAACAUAUUUGUUCGUAAAAGCCACGUUAGGCUUUAUAUUCUGGAUCGCCUUUCUGGUCCUGGGGGUUAAAGGACACAUGGAGAGAGCCUUGAAAAAUUUGUUUGUGGAGAUUUAUAUAUACGUUGACUUCUUGUUCGCCGUUGUUUGGUUUAUCGUAGGAAUGGCAUGGUGCUUUGGAAACUACCGAGCCAUGAAACUAGAGUGCCCGUCCUUCGUUAAUGACUGGGACUUCCAUUUUAUUAACUUUGCAUUGUUCUUGACUGUUUCGGACCUGAUAAUAUUUUGUGUGUUUAUAUUCUAUGCAUUGUAUUCGGUCUUUGAUAACGAAGAAGAGUAGCUUUAGUAUAUUAUAUCAAAACGAAAGAAUAAUCUGAACAAAGAAAUUCAGUAUGCAGCAUUUAAACGUUGUUGCUAACAGAUAACUGCUUAGUGACUAUCACACGUAAUCAACAUGAUCUGAAGUACUAUAACUAUACAGCCAUUUUAAAGAUUGCAUCGGUCAUUCA